This is a messenger RNA of Schistocerca cancellata (South American locust), 1642 nucleotides long. RefSeq lists its product as uncharacterized. The transcript has 4 exons. Gene Ontology annotation, cellular component: membrane. Lineage: Eukaryota; Metazoa; Arthropoda; Insecta; Orthoptera; Acrididae. The coding region runs from base 108 to 599 and encodes 163 amino acids. The record is from RefSeq and is a predicted model, not a curated record.
CCGCUGCAGUAAGGCGUUGGCGCGACCAGUAGGCGAGUAGCAGCAGCAGAAACUCCUCAGUGAGCGCGUUCCUCCGUCACGUUGCAGACGCAGCCGCAGCCGCCGCCAUGUCGCACCAGGUGACCAUCACGAGGACCACGACCACGACGACCACGUCGGCCAUCCUCAUCAACACUGGCUACAUGCGCUCCUGGAGCGGCCUGCUCAAGCUGUGCCAGACGAUUCUGGGUGCUGUCUGCCUGGGGAUUGUUGCAUAUUAUGCAGACCAAGUUGGUGUUGUAUAUACAAGGAAUGCACAGUUCUUCUUCAUACUGAUGACAACAACUUUCCUAGUAGCAACAUUCUGUCUACUCCUUGCAUGUGUUCUCUCCCUAAGCGCAGGGACUGUCAUCUCCAAAACACUCUAUGAACUGAUUUAUCACUCAAUAGCUUUUAUAUUAUAUCUUGCUGCUUCUCUGAGACUCAUUAUUCAAAUAAGUGAUCACAAAAGAUCUUAUAGUUAUGAUGGACACAUGGCAGCAUCGGUGAUUGGCCUUGUAAAUACAGCUCUCUAUUUGCUCAGUGCUGUGUUCUCCUACAGAUCUUACAGGCUGCCAUAAACAAGAAAGGAUUUAACUCAUCCAUGCCAUUAUCAACACAUCAUCAGCAGCAGCUUAAAAAUGAUUUAUAUGUAUGUUUAUGGGUAUAUUUUGUUUACAUUCAGAAAAUCCUGCCUUCUGAAAAUGUUUAUAUGACAAUCUGAUAGACUCUUAUUUUAAAAAUAAAUGGACUAUUUUAGAAUAUUUAAUACUGAUCUGAACAUUACUUAAUAUCUCCAAUUUAAAUGUUACAUAUCAUAAUUAUUUUUUAUGCUGCUUUUUAACAUGAACUCUGAACAUAAAUGUGAUUUUCUUUACUUUCUAAACAUUCUCUUUGAGAAAAAUUUCAGCUUCAUUCCGUAACUUCUUAAAAUAUAUCUCUUCUGACAUCUGUGCUAGUCAGAUUGGAUAAACAGUGUACAGAAUAUAUUGCAAAGUGAACUUGAUACCAUGAAGGUAUAAAGCUUUGCAAUUAGAAGAUCUAUGUAAAUCAAUUAAUUCAUUGGGGUGAAAAGAGCAUGGGAAAUCCCAUCAUGGCAAAAAAAAUUAAAAAAAAUUAUGGUUUCAAUUUUCAGAUGUAUCUUUGACUUACAGUAGAAAUAUUAUUAGUAAAGUACAAUAUUAUCAUGCUUGUAAUAUUUUUAAAGACUCAGAUACCACCUACUACUUGUGUUGAUUAAAUUUCUGUGUUGAGAUGACCUUUUAUUAAGUUAUUCAUAGUGUGUAGUUAAAUAACAAAUGUUAGUUAGUAAAUUUGUGUGUGUGUGUGUGUGUGUGUGUGUGUGUGUGUGUGUGUGAGAGAGAGAGAGAGAGAGAGAGAGAGAGAGAGAGAGAGAGAAAAUUUAUAGUAGACUGGUAUGAUUCAUGCAUUUACUGUUGUGACUGUAAUGUGAAUUGAGACUCCUAAUGACAUCAGUGAAAGAUGGCUAGUUAUAUCAUUUUGUAAGGUAUCUUUCAUCUCAUUUUGCACAACUAUUUUGUCAUAAACUUAGAGGUCUUAUUAUGUCAAAUAACUUAUUCAUUAACUAUGUAUAUUUAUUGGAAUAAAUGUUUGUAGAAAAAUU